Messenger RNA from Puccinia graminis f. sp. tritici CRL 75-36-700-3, 768 nucleotides. RefSeq lists its product as uncharacterized. Bases 1 to 768 code for a protein of 255 amino acids. The transcript has 4 exons. The record is from RefSeq and is a predicted model, not a curated record. Gene Ontology annotation, cellular component: protein phosphatase type 2A complex; nucleus; cytoplasm. NCBI's taxonomy places the organism in Eukaryota, Fungi, Basidiomycota, Pucciniomycetes, Pucciniales, Pucciniaceae. Gene Ontology annotation, biological process: mitotic spindle organization. Gene Ontology annotation, molecular function: peptidyl-prolyl cis-trans isomerase activity; protein tyrosine phosphatase activator activity.
AUGGAUCUGCAACAAUGGCUGGGAGUGGCCAUCUUUGUCCGGCUUGAUUGUCGGCGCAGAGGAACACUCCGGCAAGCUCGAUGGAUGACUCUCCCCAUUGGCAAUCCGGAAGCCUCGGCUGACGUCCCGGAUGUCAACAAUAUGGCGCAAUGUCUCCAAAGUAUCAAUGGUCGGUACCCGGGUACCGCCCGUUUUUUUGCCCAAAAACCGGCACCCGGCACCGCACCUGGCACCGCUUGGCGGGUGCGGGGCGGGUGCGGGCAGUACCUGCCGAGCGGUGCUAGGUACCUAGCGGCGGGUACCGAGGAACGAUCUCUAAUCUAUGGCUUGGAUGACUUCUUUCAUGUGGUGUACACAAACUUCCUCAAUACUCAACGAGAAGCUGAUGUCGAGGGUCAACAGGACAGAGCCAAGAGGAGGAGGGCUGGCAGAGUCGUCUUCAGAUUUCCAGAUUUCCUGCGGCGGGAAGGGUUCACCCAGAGUCUAUUUUCCGAGGAUGUCCAGGAAACGCUCUCAUUGAAUACCUGCCCAAUCCUGAAGGAUUCUCCACCAAAAACAAGUAUGACAAGAACAACAAUGAGGAUGGGGAAGCAGAGACACAAGGAGAGGAGCAAGCAACAAGGCUUGCUUGAAAAUUCACCGAUCCUCCUGAGCCUGGCCAUCAAUUUCAAGGGCUGGCCCAAGGUCUACGCUGGGUUGAUCAAGAUGAUGAAGGGCAAGAUCUUUGCCCAGUUCCUGGCCAUGCAGUAUAUUUCUCCAGCAGGGUAG